This is a messenger RNA of Cyanistes caeruleus (blue tit), 418 nucleotides long. The record is from RefSeq and is a predicted model, not a curated record. NCBI's taxonomy places the organism in Eukaryota, Metazoa, Chordata, Aves, Passeriformes, Paridae.
GAGAGCAGAGCAGGAGUGGUGUCCAGCACUCGGGAUUGUGGUGUUUGGAGGUGGUUUUGGUGCUGGAAACGUGGCCUCAGGACACCUCUGACACUCCUUUUCUCCCUCCAGAAAUCGUGCGGGCGAUGACACAUGUGAUCAACCAGGGCAUGGCCAUGUACUGGGGCACGUCCCGCUGGAGCGCCAUGGAGAUCAUGGAGGCUUACUCCGUGGCCAGGCAGUUCAACAUGAUCCCACCCGUGUGUGAGCAGGCCGAGUAUCACCUGUUCCAGAGGGAGAAGGUGGAGGUGCAGCUGCCAGAAUUGUAUCACAAAAUUGGUGAGUCUCAGCCUGCUGGCCCUUUUGCCUGGGGCAUUCCCAGAGAGAAAUGGACAGAAGGAUCACCUGGGGCUCCAGGUGGGACCAGUGACAAAGCCAA